GGGGAACAGACUUGUGGACGCAACUCUACCAAAAAUACUCUAGGCGCUUACCGUGCAUGAUGUAGACGCCCAGGGUCGCCAAUUAGAAUCCGCGUGGCUGUGAGGCGCUUCCAGCUCUUGGCAGAUAAUCAACUCAAGUCAGCCUCGUCUGCCAGGGAAACCUCACGACUCCGUUCUCCAUCAUCCCUUGUCAACAAAGCCUUUGUUCUAGCCAUGGCAAGCAGAGCGACGGCCCACGACUAUGCGCAAACAAUCCUACUGCACUCCCGAACGACUCCCGACCUCAGCUUAUUUCCUGGGCAUAAUUAUCGCACUCUCGCCAACUUCCUCUAUCAACCUUAUGCUGCACUGACCAAGAAUGGAUCUGUGGCCCUUUCGCCUCAGACUCAGCACAAGCCGCUCGUUGUCCUGUACAAGUACACCAAAAACAGUGUCCUCCACCAGCUUCAGUACGAGCCUACCCCCGCCGGACUCGAGAACUUGGACACCGAUACUGCACCAGCCUGCGAUGCCGGUAAAGUGCUGUUCUUCAACGGCUUCGUUCCACCAGAGUGGCUCAAUCUCAUCGGGUCUCGAUAUCGAGUCGACCCCGAGUUCUUUCGUCAACACCUUCGCUUCAUGCAGCCCGAGCGCCAACUAGAUCUUCCAGGUCUUUACUCAACGUCUAGAAAUAUUAUACGGCUCCCGUUGAUUAGUAUUGGGACUUGGACGCUGGAUCAGCCUCUUCGGGGUAGGGGUUCUCUUGCACAACAGCGUUCCAUUGCUCGUGACAAGACGCGGUCCUACCUCAAAGGACUGGGAGCGACGACCCCAGGUGGACAGUCGAUCGUCCGAGGGGUCAUGGUCAAUGAUGAGGCAUACUUUACGGUCGAACAAGAACUCAACAUCUGUGUCGAGACCAAGGACGGGGGAUGGACGGCGCUCUGCUGGCUCGAUGGCGACCUCGAUCUAGACGCGACCGUGUUUAACCCGACACAACAAGAUGGCAACGAUGUUACUAGUAUACCUCGCCAGUCGCACUGGAUUUUGCCGACAUACCUGCAUCGCCCCAGGAUUGCCCUGGUCGGCCCGGCGCUGGUUGAGCCACAUCAUGUCGGCAACCAGCAGCCAUGGCGAGGGUACGCUUCGAUAUCCAAACUGUACGGGCGCCUGCUAGACCCAUAUUGUGCGCACCAGGACCCGUUCUACGCACUCACAGAGUUAUUUGCGAUAUCCGCCUUCUCAGUGAAUCAGGGCCUCAACCUAAUCGAGCAAUCCAUGGACUCGCAGACCACAACCAGCAUCUCAGACAUGCAGGCUUCGCUCGAGAACCUCCGCCAAUCCAAAACCUUUGUCCGCGCCCAAAUGUCACAAUUACAAACAAUUCUAGGUUUCAUCGAGACACAAGGACCACCGGGCGCGAAAUGGCCACGAGCGACCGCAGCAAAGCAGCGAGAGCUAAUCGCCGCAGCAGCGACCGAGCUCUCUCUCGACUACUCACACCUCCACAAACGCGCAACAACCUUACUCGAACGAAUCAGCUCAGAGAGCGAAUGGCUAAUGCACCGAGCAAUGCUCAACGAAUCGCAGCGCGCAUUUUCGCAAGGGUCACGCGUGGCGCGACUCACUUUUCUCGCGUUCCUGUUCAUCCCGCUGUCUUUUACCUCGUCGGUGUUUGGGAUGAAUGUCGUCGAGUUUGUCGGGAGGGACCAGGCGGAUCUGAGCAUUUGGUCGUGGGUUGUGCUUUCUGUCGUGGUCUUCUCGGGCAGUUUGUUGCUUUGGUGGUGGGAGGGGGUGCAGAGACAUGCGCUGGCUUUGCAAGGUCGCUUUGGGAAGGGGGAUGCGAGGACAGAACAUAAACAAGGGGAUUAAAGAUGAUGAUACUAGUAAUGAUGAAUGCAAUGAACCAAUCAACAUGGGCCCAUGCUACUUGCAGCAUAGCGCCUAGCAGCUACCAAGGCCUCCGACGAAGGUAUAAAUAGAACAGACCCUCGUGCGCCCCCAUGCGGCGGGGCUAUCCCUCAUCACAGAUGGUAGAAUGGACGGCUUCACCACGCAUGUCACCUUUGCUCGGCGAGAUAACCCGGUCCUAGAGACUGACAAGGCCUAUGUCCUCGAUUACAUCGCCGGACCCGAUAUUCCGCGGACGAACAUCGAAGUUGAGACAGUCGACGAUAUCCGAGUACAGGAUUUUCGCAAAAGCCCGCUAUCACUGGAAAAGAAUGGCAUCACUAUCACGGAGCUCGCCACCUCAAUGGAGUACGCUGACUUUGCGGACGACCAGAAGGUGCAGGCUUGUUUUCUUGAAGAAGCCAAGGCGUGCCUCAAGGAUGUCCUGCAAGCAAAGGAUGUCCAUGUGAUUGACUACGAGGUGAGGACG
This is a messenger RNA of Aspergillus calidoustus, 2359 nucleotides long. NCBI's taxonomy places the organism in Eukaryota, Fungi, Ascomycota, Eurotiomycetes, Eurotiales, Aspergillaceae. The record is from the annotation of a GenBank genome assembly.